AUGACUGUCGGUCGUUCUAAACUUGUUCGAGAUGUUCUUCAUCUAUAUGCUGACUAUAUGCGUUUAAGUCGACAAGUACAAGGUUUAAGAGAUAUAGCACGUACUGAAUUCAAACAAUAUAAACAUUUAAAACCAAAAGAUAAUUUAAUUUACAUCGAAUAUCUUCUUCGACGAGGUAAAUCACAAUUAGCAACACUUCAAGGUCAAGGUGUUAAAUCAAUUAGUUUAUCAUCAAAACCUCGUGAACAAUGA
This is a messenger RNA of Adineta steineri, 252 nucleotides long. The record is from the annotation of a GenBank genome assembly. Lineage: Eukaryota; Metazoa; Rotifera; Eurotatoria; Adinetida; Adinetidae.